Molecule: messenger RNA, 1070 nt
Organism: Rubroshorea leprosula
Lineage: Eukaryota; Viridiplantae; Streptophyta; Magnoliopsida; Malvales; Dipterocarpaceae
Source: the annotation of a GenBank genome assembly
AUUCACUGCUUCACAAGCCUUCCUUCUUCAAGGUUUCAAUCCCAAAAUCGUCGAGAAGAGCCUAAGCUGCUCACCGGCUACGAUGUUCCGGCAAGCCUCACGCCUCUUGGCUCGAAGCACCACCACCACCACAAGGAGGGCUCGAGCAUUUUCCACCGACGUGCCGGCCACACCUGCACAGAACGCUAACUUCAUUGAAUCAUGGAAGAAGGUCAUCCCAAACAUGGAGCCUCCCAAGACCCCAGCUUCCUUCAUGAUCCCUCGCCCCGCAACUCCCUCUUCUCUUCCUUCCAAGAUCACCGUCAACUUCGUGCUCCCUUAUGCAUCUGAGCUCUCCAAUAAGGAGGUUGACAUGGUAAUAAUUCCAGCAACAACUGGACAAAUGGGUGUUUUGCCUGGACAUGUACCUACGAUUGCAGAACUGAAGCCUGGGAUUUUAUCAGUGCAUGAGGGGAAUGAUACAACAAAAUAUUUUGUUAGCAGUGGGUUUACUUUUAUCCAUGCCAACUCUGUGGCUGAUGUAAUUGCCGUGGAAGCUGUACCACUUGACCACAUUGACCCUGCCUUGGUCCAGAAGGGGCUUGCGGACUUCACCCAGAAGCUCAGUUCAGCUACAACCGACUUGGAGAAAGCUGAAGCCCAAAUUGGCGUUGAUGUUCACAGUGCUCUUAACUCUGCUCUGUCAGGUUAAUGGUUUCAUCUACCUCAGGCUUUCUCAAAUUGCUUUUCUUCAAGCAUCCACAACUGUUUGUUUGAUAUGCAAUCUGCAAACUAUUGAAUCUUGUUGAGGUAUCUACCCUGUGUAUUAUCAGAGGUGAAAAUAAAUUGUUCUGAAACAAGGUACCGUUUUGCACACUAUGGACGGAUUCAUGGUGUUUGCACCAUAAAUUACAUGGAUACAUGUUUUGAGAUUGGUUAAUACAACAGAAAUGGAUUGGAUCUGGUUAAGCUUCCACGUAGCAUGUCCUGUUUGAUUGUAAACCCAAAAGAUGCAUGAGGGUAGUUUUGGAAAAAUGACAUCGUGUUGUGCCUGAAACUGAUUUUGAUUUCAAUAGAGUUUUCCUUGGAUA